AUGCCCUCGGACAAGCAAUUCUACUACGCCAAGUAUCGGGACUUACUGCCUGAGAUCAAGUACUACAUGCGGCUUAAACUCACUCCCUUGGUAUACAUUCACGAGCACUAUGUACGCCAGCAGCUCUGUCGGGCGCUAGCUCGUUGGACGUGCCAUGCCCAACUCGACGACAUGGCAGCCCGUCAGCGCGAACUUUCGACGCGAUUGGAGAAGAUUGGCGUGUGGCUUAUUCAGAGCCAAGUGUCCGGCCAGUUUGCGCUAGCCUGUCGCCACCUCUGUCGCAUCCAUCGAUUCCGCGCGCUUGCCACCGGAUUCCUUCGGUGGAAGCAGCAAGUUGUGCAAUACGCUCUCAUUGUAGCCCGCGCUCCCAUGUACAUGGACUGGAUUUUAACACCUCAACCCAAAGAUCGACCAGCCAUCGCGUUGCUGCAGCUCAAAGGGCGUGGUCUUGUCCAACUGCAGAGAAAACAUUUGAUUCAACACCAACGACGUCAGUUUCGACGGUGGCGGCAGGCAACGCUGGGCCAUCGUUGGCUGCACAAGCGCUUAAGCGAAUGGAAGGAGCGAUUGCGCCUUCACCGGUGGCGCGAAUGGGUGCGCGUGCAGCGCCAAGUGAAAGCCCGGCACACACAAAUCGAGGUGCACUUGGAGGCUUUCCGAACACGGCGCUGCAUACACACGUGGGCGCGCAUUCGAUACGAUGCUCACGUCGACCGAGUCUUGCAAUCCGUGAGCAACGUGGGAUGCCGUCGAACGACCAAGUUGGCCGUUUUCAUUCGGACAAAACGUGCCACCAUUUUGUCCGUCGUGCGACGAAUGCAAGUGUGCUCGGUGCGACAAGGGUUUCUGCAGUGGCGACUGCAUUCCGUCACGGUAUCUCACCAAACCCAACUUGCCCGCGUCGAAGCUGAUGCGGGUCGAGUGUACGGCGCCAAAGCUACCAUCAGAAUGUGGCAACUCGCACUUCUUAAACGCAAGCGGCGAGCCUUCCACCACCUCCGCGCUGUCAAGCUUCACACCAAGCAAGGAGAUGCACAUCGGGAUCGCAUGCUGCUGUGGGCAAGUUGGGCGCAGUGGCGGCAGUAUCGUCAUGUGGCGGAGCUCGAACGCCGCAACAGCGCCCACGACCUGAAGUGGACGAAUUUUCAACGGCUCCACGUGUGGUUCCGAAAGUGGACUCGCCUGCGCGUCGUGACCAAGGACAUUCAAGCGCGCGUAUUGCGCCAAUGGCGACUGCAUCUCCACCACCGCAACGUCCAAACUUCGCAUCAAGUCGCAAGACGACGCUGCGGCCAUUCGUUUCAACAGUGGACGCGUUGGGUGCACGGCCAACGGAGGCAGCGCCUGGUCGAAUUGGGUGUGGUCUGCGGCGUCAACGUCGACGUGAAUCGCCGCACGAUGCAGUGGCUUGCCACACGGCACUGCUUUGCCACGUGGAAAUCGCAAGGACAAGUGUCCGAGGGCUUGAUGCACCGCAUGUGGGGCCACCACGCCCGUCGAUUUCUUCGCCAGUCGUUGUUUCAACGGUGGAAGCAGGCGACCAUGGCGGCUCGACAACGGGCGCUGGUGGAGGACGGAGCGUCGAUGCAAAAGCUCGUUUCGGCCGUGACCCACCGCGUCCAACGGCACGCGAGCCGUGACAAGUGUCGACACCUUUUCCAAGUGUGGCGGACGGCCGCCAUCGAUCGACGCAACGCAAAUCGCGUGCUUCAACGCGUCAUCACGACGCUGCGCUCGGGCAAUUUGGUUCGGUCGUUUUCCCACUGGAGAUCGUGGACCAAGCGAUCGACCGCCUGCCUCCGGUUGUUUGCCAUGGCCAUGCAACGCACCAUGUUGUCGGUGUUUCGCGUGUGGUGCGCCAAAAUUGACUUGCAAAAGCAACUGCGCGUCGUCGCGGCGCGGUGGACCCACCAGUCGACGACGACAUGCCUGUGGAAUGUGUGGCGGCCGUGGGCUGUCCGAGCUCGGAUGCGCCAGCACCUCGCACGGCAAUGCAAGCGGCUGCGCAACCAAACCCAACAACGCGUUGCGCACAACCAGUGGACCGUGUGGCGGUCCGCGUUUGUGGCCAUCGCUCGACAGCACGAGACACAUCGCCACGUUUUGCGGGCCGCGUGGAGCGCAUGGACGUACCGUCUCCACGAAUACAGCGCUCAACGACGCCUCCUCCAUCGCUUGACUACAAACUUGUACGUUUCACGGCUGCGGCGCGCCAUGCAGAUCUGGAUGCACACAUUGCUGUUUCACGUCGCCGCAGCCGAGACACGCCUCUUGGAAACCCGCCUGACGGAGGUAUGGCACGAUAUUCGACAACCACCUGACAAGCUAGCUCGUCGUCACCGCCAGCGAGACCAUCGAGUGCGGGAGUUGCUGACGGACCAAGCCACGCGAUGUCGGCAACUCGAGCAACUCGUGGCCGAUCGGCACACCAUGAUGCAAUUGGUCGACGAGAGCCGACACAAGCUGCACCAGUUCAAGCGCGUGCUCACGGAAAACCAAGUUUGUGUGGAGUACGUGGGUGGAGGACGAGCUAAUGGCUCGGCGCCGCAGGAGUUGAAGCGCGUCGUCGACCAGACCAGUCGGUUGGAAAACCAAAUCGAGCAGCUUCGGGGUGUGUUGGGCAUGCUGUCGUCGGUUCGAGCGUCGCACGGAAUGUGUAGGGCAAUGCCGCCUGUCGGAACGCAUGCUCGCACAAGUCGAAGCGGAAAACGAACGGCUACGAGCCGAGAGAGAGCGCCACGACAUCGCGACGCACGUGCGGUUGAGUGAGCUGUCGAUGCAAUUGGCCGAGGCCCGCGAAGUGUGUGUUCGACUGAAAGACCUUGAAUUGUACAAUCGGCAGCUCGAGGAGCGAUUGCAAGCUCAGGAAGAAGCGCAGAAGCGUUCGUUCGUCGCGCACGGUGGCGCUGCGGCGCCGUUUGAACCGUGACGGGUCGACCACGAAAACCUUUGAUUUCGCAUGUACACGUAAAUUCGAUAUCUUCCUAUGUGCAUGAGGACUGUGCAAUGCCCCGUCCGAAUCCUGUAAAAACGAA
Aphanomyces invadans is the source of this 3035-nucleotide messenger RNA. RefSeq lists its product as hypothetical. Bases 1 to 2769 code for a protein of 922 amino acids. The transcript has 24 exons. NCBI's taxonomy places the organism in Eukaryota, Oomycota, Saprolegniomycetes, Saprolegniales, Verrucalvaceae. The record is from RefSeq and is a predicted model, not a curated record.